Molecule: messenger RNA, 831 nt
Organism: Trichomonas vaginalis G3
Lineage: Eukaryota; Parabasalia; Trichomonadida; Trichomonadidae
Product: keratin-associated protein family
Exons: 1
Source: RefSeq, a predicted model, not a curated record
AUGUUAAGAGUUAAGGCAAAAAUAACGUUUGAAGAUGCUAUUAAAAGUAAAGCUGACAAAGUUGAACUCGAAGCAACGAACAAAGUUUUGAAAUCUCAUAAACACAACAUCUCCGAUAUAAAUGAACUUCAAGCUACAUUAGACAGUAAAGCUGACAAGAACCAUACACAUAAAUCCUUCACUACUGUUAGAGCAGACGACAUAAUAUUGAACUUUGACCUUGGUUCAAGUGCACCAUUAGAAAAUCCAAGUACAAGCGUAAAAGAUACUCUUAACAGUUUAGAUAAGAGUUGCAGGAACAUUGAAAGUCAUGCCAGAAACUUUGAAGCAUAUGAACUACCAACAAUGUUAGAUAAGAAAGCAGACAAAACUUAUGUGGAUGCAGAACUAACAAAGAAAUUUUCGAAACCAGAUACAAUGACAUUUACAACAGAAAUUAUAAAUGGUGAACCAGCAACUCCAUUUGAAUUUGUUAGAGGUCUUCAACCAGAUACUUUUGAAUUUUUCUUGGAUAAUUCUAUUGAACUAACAUUACAUUAUAAAAGUGGAACAAAUGCAACAUUUCAUCCGGGAGAUACAUUCCAAAUGGUAUUUAAUGACAUAAGUUCUUUAGAAUAUGUUUAUAGAGUUAUGAGCAUAUAUGAUUUAAUAUAUCCUAUAGGAGCUGUUUAUACGUCUAUGAAUCCAAUAAAUCCAAACACUUUAUUUGGUGGUAGAUGGUAUGAAAUAGUUGACAGUUUUCCAUUCUACACUAAUACUCAGUCAAUGAAGAUGGGAGGUUCAAAGAAAAUAGGUAUUGAAAACCUUCCUUCACAUAUGCAUAGGUUCAGU